CAUAGAUGCCAAUCAUUUACAGCAUGGACUUAAAUUCGAUACAUUUUAAAUCAGUCGUUGUUGCAGAACUAAAUACGGUAUGUUUACGUCUUUCUGACUGCUCUCAUAUACGCACAGAACAACCUACGACCAGAAGCUAUGAGGGACUGGUACAUUGUAACUGUGCUAUUGUGGACCGUACUAGCCACAGAGGGAAAAGCCCUCCCUUCAGUCCCAGACUUUGGGAAGGCAUACCAUGUCAAAGGUGUGAUCUACCUGCCCUAUGCUGAGAUAAAGGAACCAUUUGAGGCCUGGUUCGACCUGAAGGGGAGGACCAGCCGCAUCGACUAUUACCACGGCCAGGUGUCAACGUACCAGAUGGGGAUGGAGCUUCCUUGGGGAUCAUCCUAUAAGAUCACUCCUGAGACCACAGAGGUGGAGCUAAACAUUAUGAAGUGUUUCCAGGUCAAUGGAACAAAAGAAGAGCCAGUCACACCUCAAGGAUCCCUACCUGACCUCCAGGGGUUCAUGUUCCUCAGGAUGGAGUACUAUGGAGGUGUGCUGUGUGAGGUCUGGCAGAAUGUGACAGUAGUUGGACACAAGAAGAAUACCUACACACUCUGGGUGACACGCCCUGAAGGAGGGGUUAUGGGAGGAGCUGAGGUGACCACGCCCCUACACUACGAGAUGAUGGGCUACAACACCCUGCUGGGGUCACAUUAUGAUAAAUAUCUGGUCGACUACAAGGAGUUCAGCUCAAAGUUUGACCCCAAAGUCUUCUCCCUGCCUGACGGGAUGAGCUGUGGUUCAUUUCCUGGUCUGGGGGUGGAGCACCACCUGCUGGCCAAUCCGAUGAAAGAUCUGAUUCACACUUCCUCGUUAGGCCACGCCCAGCGGUUGUUCGGCCACUUCAAGGAGCAGUUUGGGCGUCAUUAUGGUGAUGAGAGGGAGCACGAGAAGAGAGAGCACGCAUUUGUUCACAACCUCCGGUAUGUCCACUCUAUGAACCGUGCUGGCCUGUCGUUCUCCCUGGCGGUUAACUCUCUGUCUGACCUCUCGAUGUCGGAGCUGUCUGCUAUGAGGGGCAGAAACAGAGGGAAGAGGCCCAACAACGGCUUACCGUUCCCCAUGCACCUAUACACUGGAGUACAGGUCCCUGAUCAGCUGGACUGGAGGCUCUAUGGUGCUGUGACUCCGGUGAAGGACCAGGCCAUCUGUGGUUCAUGUUGGAGCUUUGCCACCACUGGAGCAGUAGAGGGCGCUCUCUUCCUGACAUCAGGGUCUCUCCAGGUCUUGUCCCAGCAGAUGUUGGUAGAUUGUAGCUGGGGCUUUGGUAAUAACGGAUGUGACGGAGGAGAGGAGUGGAGGGCCUACGAGUGGAUCAUGAAACACGGCGGCAUCGCCACUACGGAGACCUAUGGUUCCUACAUGGGCAUGAACGGCCUGUGCCACUUCAACACUUCCCAGCUGACAGCUCGUAUCCAGAGCUACACCAAUGUGACGUCAGGUGAUGCCGAGGCCCUGAAGGUGGCGCUGUUUAAACACGGCCCAGUGGCCGUCAGUAUUGACGCAGGACAUAGAUCCUUUGUCUUCUACAGCCACGGGGUCUACUAUGAACCCAAAUGUGGAAACACCACUGACUCCCUGGACCACGCGGUGCUUGCAGUGGGUUAUGGUGUCAUGGAGGCGGAGCCUUACUGGCUGGUGAAGAACUCCUGGUCAACCUACUGGGGCAAUGACGGGUACAUACUGAUGUCUAUGAAGGAUAACAACUGUGGUGUUACCACUGACGCUACAUAUGUUACGCUGGCAUAGAGCGAGGGAGAAACACGAAACGCACGCACAGGUGUUACCACUCCUUUUUAAAUGAUGAUAGGAGGGGGUAUUUGAAAUUGUGGAAUAAUAUCGGAAGUGUGUUGUGCAUGGGAGGAAGUAAUGUCGUUUAGGCAGUGAGGUUUUUAGAUGUGUUUAUUGCUGGUCGGCGCACAGUGCCUUCCUCUCCCUGUCAUAUACACACUUUGUCACACAAACGUGCGCACACCCACUGAAUCAUGCUAUACACCGACUUGUGCUCUGGAAUCGUGGAAUCAACUCAAUAAAUGUGGAAUGUUUUUGUA
Molecule: messenger RNA, 2096 nt
Organism: Salmo salar (Atlantic salmon)
Lineage: Eukaryota; Metazoa; Chordata; Actinopteri; Salmoniformes; Salmonidae
Product: C1 family peptidase
Biological process (GO): proteolysis
Molecular function (GO): cysteine-type peptidase activity
Source: RefSeq, a predicted model, not a curated record